AUGGCUUCCACAGUGGCUGUGACCUUCAAUGUAGAUUGCUCCUGCACAGAGCAUGGUGAAGAAGUAUUUCUCGUCGGCUCGCACAAGAAACUGGGAGCUUGGGACCCCACCGAGGCUCUUCCCUGCUCCACGUCCGCCGCGACGUUUCCACGGUGGAUGUCCAAAGCUGCCAAACUGCCAAACGGAAGCAGGAUUGAGUUCAAGGUGGUGAUCCGCGGCCCCCGUGGAAACCGCUGGGAGCACGGGGAGAAUCGACUCCUUCAGGUGGAGCUGCCUCUGGCUGCCGAGGCAAAGAAGAUCGUGAGCCUGACCUGGGGAGAAGCCGGCGUCAAGGAUGCUGAAGAUGAAGAUAUUGUCGGAGCUUUGCCGACUGCCGGGGAGUUCUUCCGACGCACCAGCUCCCCGGGUGGUGAUGGGCCCUUGUCGAAGAUCAUGGAGCCGGGGACAGCGAUGCAAAAGCGUGGCAGCCGACACCUCUGUCGCAACAACGACGGACAAGUCAACCAGGAGAUGACCAGGACGCCCAGUUUACUAUUGAUCAAUUUCGAGAAGUUCAACGAGGAAGCAGCACGUCACGAGAAGGAGCUCGAUGCUAUUGAAGAACGUGCACAGUUGAACAGGCUCCAAAGGAAGAUGAAGAGCACGCAUCUGAUCGAGCGCAUGGCUAAGAUCACAGAUACUGUGGAUUCCUCGAAGAUGGUCCUUCUGCAAGGCUUCAACUGGGAGAGCUGGCGGUCUGGUGGAGGCGACUGGUACAGUGUCAUUGGAAAACGGAUCCAGAUGUUGCAUGACAUGGGCUUCACAGAUCUCUGGUUGCCGCCGUGCUCACAGUCCGUGGCGCCACAGGGCUACCUGCCGUCUCAGCUCUUCAACCUGGAUGGGUCCAAGUACGGUUCCCAAGCGGCACUGGAAACCCUGCUGGAGAAGUGCCACAAGCAUGGCAUUCGCUGCCUGGCCGACAUCGUCAUCAACCACAGGUGCGGGGACAAGCAGGACAGCCAGGGCCGGUGGAACCAGUUCUCCAGUGGGAUGACGACCAGGCCGAGCUUCGCAGGUGUUGGUGAUUGGGGCGGCUGGGCCAUCACCCUUGGGGACCAGUACUCCGACGGGAGUGGAAUGCAUGCGCCCGGCAAAGCUGACGGAAAGUUCGAUGCCGCGCCGGACAUCGACCAUCGGAACCCGAAGGUCCAGGACAGCAUCAACAUCUGGCUGAGAUGGCUUCGACUCCAGGUUGGUUUCGAUGGCUGGCGCUUCGACUUCGCCAAAGGCUAUGGUGCUGAGUUCGUUGGCCGCUACUGCUCAAAGAGCCAUCCCGCCUGGGCUGUGGGGGAACUCUGGACGGACAUGCACUACGACCACCAUGGGCUCUGCUACAACCAAGACAAGCAUCGUCAAGCUUUGGUGGACUGGGUGAAUGCCACGGGGAAAAAGUCGACGGCCUUCGACUUCACUACGAAGGGAAUCCUGCAGGAAGCCUGCAGGCUGACGCAGUUCUGGAGGUUGCGUGACUGCAACGGGAAGCCACCCGGACUGAUUGGCUGGCUUCCGGGAUAUGCAGUGACUUUCAUCGACAACCACGACACGGGCAGCACGCAACGACACUGGCCCUUUCCUGACGACAAGGUGAUGAUGGGCUAUGCCUACAUCUUGACACAUCCAGGAAUUCCGUCUGUAUUCUGGGACCACAUCAUGGACUGGGGUGACGAGCAUCGCAAGAAAAUUGCAUCAUUGCUCAAGGCCCGACGAGAUUCAGGCAUUCCUGUGGAUGCCCCGGUGAACAUUCAGUGCGCCGACGAUACCUUGUACUUGGCCGAGAUCGGCCAGCCACCAGCACUACGUGUCGCACUUGGCCCACGUCCAGCUGGCCAGCCAGACAUGAACUACUGGUCGCACGGACCGAAUGGCCAUGGCUACCGUGUGUGGGUGAAGAGGACCGCGACACCACAGGUCUACACGUCUCUUGGUCCGACUCCAGAGGCCACUCCCCUGGCGUCGCGUGCGAACUCCCCGCGCUCCAGGAAGAGUGAGGAGGGCCUGCGGGUCGGCACGGAAGCGCUGACGGCAGAGACUCUGAAGCUGAUGGAUUCCAGUCAGCUGCGAAAGCUCCGUGAUCGCCUGCAGGCCAUGCUUCAAGCCACGGAGACCGCUUUGGAGAUGAAAAGGCGCUAG
Molecule: messenger RNA, 2169 nt
Organism: Symbiodinium sp. CCMP2592
Lineage: Eukaryota; Dinophyceae; Suessiales; Symbiodiniaceae
Source: the annotation of a GenBank genome assembly